Molecule: messenger RNA, 3235 nt
Organism: Condylura cristata (star-nosed mole)
Lineage: Eukaryota; Metazoa; Chordata; Mammalia; Eulipotyphla; Talpidae
Gene: R3HCC1L
Product: R3H domain and coiled-coil containing 1-like
Exons: 8
Coding region: 179-2521 (780 amino acids)
Source: RefSeq, a predicted model, not a curated record
CCCGGGUAACGAGCAGCCCCGUGUCCCUCUGUCUUCCUCUCUGCCUUCCUCCCUCAGCACCCCGAGGUGAAGCUACUACCUCUCAGAAGGAAACUUUGUACAGGUUGUCUUCAGUCUGCAUGUUCUACAUUUUUAUUAUUCAAAAAAUAGAUGCUAUUUAUUUGACUGAGUUGGUGUCAUGCAGCAAGCAUCUGAGAGAUGCAGAGUUCGAGCCAGAAGGCCUGACAUGGCACUUUAUGUACCUAAAGCUCGAAGGGGUGUGGCACUCCUCAGGUCAGGCCAUGAGGGAAAAAGCUGGGAUCCACCUAACUCUGUAGGAAAAGAAGACCAAGAAGAAGGUGGAUUCUCCCAAAAGGAGAUCUUUAGUGACAAACCUGAGACUCAAAGACUAAAUACUAAUCCUGAUAAAAAGGAACACAAACAUAAGGAAGGAAGAAAAUCUUUAACAAAAUUAAGAAAAGACAACUGUCUUAAAGAAAGGAGUAAAGAUAGGGUUUGUGCUAAGAGGGAAAUCACGGAAUCCAAAAAUAUAUUAUCCCAAGGACAUCAGCAAAUUGUCCGAGAUCCUGAGAUACCAAGUACACCUUUACAAAGACAUUUUAAACCACAGAAGGCGGAGUGUUUGGAGAUUGAAACCAAAGAUGUGACAGCACAUGAGAAGUUGCUUUUAUCACAGUAUUGUCCAGAAAUUAGUGAGACUCACAUUCUCAACCAGCCAUUCCAAAAUGUGGAAUCCUGUGAUUUCAGCAGGCUUAAAUUAGAGGAGGAAAUAUUUGAAGAUAGAGAUUUGAAAAGCAAAAUUGAAACUGAUGCCAAAGUUGUUGAGAUACUACCUCAGUUUCCUGAAGUUUUUAGUUCUGUAUUAAUAAAAACUGUACCAGUUGAACUACGCUCUGAUUCUAGAAUUGUUCAAGAAGACCUGCAGACAUCAGAUGGAAUGUUGAAGCUCAGCAAUGGAGACAUCGCCACUCUUUUUGUUUCUGGAAGUCCAGAUCCUGUCACUGACCCAAAUUCUGUAGACUUUGAAGCUGAGAAUGUUGUUGAAAAACCCAACAGUGCAGAUUUCUUCGUGGGUCAGAACGGUAUAGAUACCAUUUCUGAGACAAUGGGUCCCAUCUCUCAUGAAAUAAUAGUUAGCAAAUCAGAAAGGGCAAAUGACAUUUUUGAUCCAAACAUGAUUAGAGAACAUGAGAAUGACAGUACCUCCGGUAAGUCAUGUACAAGGGAUGACCCUUCUGAUAGAGCUCUCCUUGCUCAUGGAACAGAUACAGACAGUGAAUCUAAGCAUUUAGGUGACAUUACCAGUAAGGCAUGUAGGAUGGACAGUAUAGAUGCCAUGUCUGAUCUAGUAACUUCAGGCAGCCCUUGUAUAGUUGCAGUUACAACAGUUGAUGAGGCCUGCAGCAACAUAAGUAGUUUCUCAGAAUAUAUAGAAAUGAGAACAAAUACAGCCCCUCUUAAUGUAGCUGGAAGUGGGAAUGACACUGAAAAUUUCAGCAGCUUGACUGCUUGCUCAGACACUUAUGCUCAGAAUAUUUCAUCUGGUUUCACAGAGUCAACAGGAAAGUUGAUAGAGAGCUUGUCAGAUUGUGCUUCCUCCUUACCUAUAAAGAAGAUUGCUGGUAGUAAUUGUAACAGUAUUUUGGACUCUGAACUCAGUAUGUUAAAUGGGACAGAAGUACUUUCAGACAGUGCCUUGGGCAGUGAUCUAGAUUGUACUGGUGAUAAAACAGAGCCAGUGCAUGAACUAAAAACUGCUGAAGAGUUCAAAACAAAAGAGGAAGAUGACUCAGAGAAUACAGAAGCUGAUGUAUCCUUUCCUGAUAUAGACUCAGUGUCUCUGGAUACAUCCAUGGGACUGAAAGCAGCAGAAACUUCUCACAUGGAGGGAAGUGCUGCUACGGAGGAGAGCUGGGAGUCAAUGUUUAAUGAUGAUGGCGACUGUCUGGAUCCACGCCUUUUACAGGAGUUAUCAGGAAAUAUGAACAACAGAGAAAGCAUCCAGGAACCUAACUUUGAUUAUUACAACCACAAAGUUUCUGAUAUUGAUCUCAGUGACUGUGAAUUCCCACAUGUUAUUGAAAUUUAUGACUUUCCCCAAGAAUUUCGUACUGAAGACCUUCUACGGAUUUUCUGCUGUUACCAAAAGAAAGGAUUUGAUAUAAAAUGGGUAGAUGAUACACAUGCUUUAGGAGUGUUCUCCAGUCCUAUUACAGCUCGUGACGCUCUGGGUAGUAAACAUACCAUGGUGAAGACCCGGCCCUUGUCACAGGCCACAAGAGCUGCCAAGGCCAAGGCUAGAGCUUAUGCAGAAUUCCUCCAGCCUGCAAAGGAGCGCCCUGAGACUUCCGCAGCCCUAGCCAGAAGGUUAGUCAUCAGUGCCCUUGGGGUUCGAAGUAAGCAGAGCAAAUCUGAAAGGGAAGCAGAGCUCAAGAAACUACAAGCAGCCCGAGAGAGAAAACGGUUAGAAGCCAAGCAACGGGAAGACAUCUGGGAAGGCAGAGACCAGUCUGAAGUUUGAACAUCACUCAAUGAAAGGGAUUAACUCCAUGAAUUCAGAAAAUAAUUUCCAUCCUCUUCCAGCUAAGAGGAUCCUUCACGACCUCUGUGUAAAAGCAGAUGUGCAUGCUGAUGAAGGAAAGAGAUAACAGCGAUCAAGACAAGGACUGAUAAGAGUGUGGAAAGUAGAUAGACUUCUGUCUGUCUUCACUCCUAAAUGCAGUUCUUUGGAAUCGCUUACCGUGUUGCGCUUACUGUGUUGCGCACCAGCCAGGAAGAAGCUUGGAAGAUGUGACUUUCCAGGGCAGGUCACAUUAGCAUGGGCCACACUUCCAAGACAUUUUAGGCAAAUACCAAGCAGAGGAUUCAAACCUGCAAUGAUGAGAGAUUUAGGUCCUGCAAAAGCAGGGUGUUUUUAUUCCAUAGAACCACACAAAGCUGGAAUGGCAGUGUUGGGGGGAAGGGAAAGGGGAGAGAGCAGUUAGCACAAAGAGGUAUAACCGUGUCUAGUCAUAAGAUAUACACUGCCAGUUCCAGAAGGCCAGAGUUGGUGAACUGCCUGAUGUGGGUGUUUGGACUCCAGACUUUGUCCUUAGCAAGAGCCUGGGGUUGCUCCUGCUGCACGGCAGCCAGAGGUAUGCCAGCGUCAUUUCUCAUAGGAAACCAGUUUUGGGAGAGCCGGUUGUAGUUGAAGCCGUGCUAUCAUGUAAGAGGAAGAUAUUAAAAUCCAUUUUAU